This is a messenger RNA of Cydia pomonella (codling moth), 8435 nucleotides long. RefSeq names its product protein bric-a-brac 2. NCBI's taxonomy places the organism in Eukaryota, Metazoa, Arthropoda, Insecta, Lepidoptera, Tortricidae. The record is from RefSeq and is a predicted model, not a curated record. Bases 1117 to 1959 code for a protein of 280 amino acids. Gene Ontology annotation, biological process: regulation of transcription by RNA polymerase II. Gene Ontology annotation, molecular function: protein binding. The transcript is spliced from 8 exons. Gene Ontology annotation, cellular component: nucleus.
GAGUAAAGUGCACGCCAGCAACAGCAAAUUACAAAUGGCGGCCGCGUGACGGAUGAGGUCGAUGGGAGGAUGCACUUGCAAUGUUUUAAUUUGUGUAAAAUUGCAAUGUUUAUGCACACUACACUAGCCAGGAUCAUGGUAUAUAAGUAAGAAGCAAGUGGCAGUAUUCAAAUAAUAUUUCUAGUCUAAAAAGUUUCUACGAAAAAAAGAGUGAAAAAAGUAUUAAAAUUGUACUUAAUUAUAUUUAUAUAUUAUACAAAAAUCUGUGAUAGACAAUUUUGGACCGUGCAAUUUUUACAAGUGUUUGCCAAAGAUAAUGGUGUUCGUUUUUAGUUUAUGAUUAUCUGUGGAGUUUCGUAAAUGGAACAGAAGAUGGCGCUGCCACCGCAACAGUUCUGCGUCAGGUGGAACUCCUACCACACCAACUUACAGGCGGUUUUCCCCCGACUGCUCCUCACCGAGCAAUUCGCGGACGUCACCCUCGCGUGCGAGUCCCGACAGCUGCGAUGCCACAAGCUAGUGCUCUCCGCCUGCUCCGCCUACCUGGAGCGACUGCUGCUCAACAACCCCUGCAAGCACCCCAUCGUGCUGAUGAGGGAUAUGAGGUGAGUCCUCGGUGUAAGUCAAACGAAUCCUCACCCAGCAAUUCGCGGACGUCACCCUCGCGUGCGAGUCCCUACAGCUGCGAUGCCGCCCGCUAGUACUCCCCGCCUACUUGGAGAGGCUCCUGGUCAACAGCCCUUGCAAGCACCCCAUCGUGCUGAUGAGGGAUAUGAGGUGAGUCCUCGGUGUAAGUCAAACGAAUCCUCACCCAGCAAUUCGCGGACGUCACCCUCGCGUGCGAGUCCCGACAGCUGCGAUGCCACAAGCUAGUGCUCUCCGCCUGCUCCGCCUACCUGGAGCGACUGCUGCUCAACAACCCCUGCAAGCACCCCAUCGUGCUGAUGAGGGAUAUGAGGUGAGUCCUCGGUGUAAGUCAAACGAAUCCUCACCCAGCAAUUCGCGGACGUCACCCUCGCGUGCGAGUCCCUACAGCUGCGAUGCCGCCCGCUAGUACUCCCCGCCUACUUGGAGAGGCUCCUGGUCAACAGCCCUUGCAAGCACCCCAUCGUGCUGAUGAGGGAUAUGAGGUUCAGUGAAAUGCAAGCCUUGGUGGACUUCAUGUACAAGGGAGAAGUAAAUGUCACCCAAGAAGAGCUGCCGAGUCUUCUGAAGAGUGCAGAGGCGCUGCAGAUCCGGGGCUUAUGUUCGAGCGAUAGCAGUGGGUUAGCGUCCGAGCUGAACAAGCCAGAGCGAGACAGCAAAGACUACACCGUCGCCACCGAGGCUCUGGUUGCGCACGCGCAACGUGAAGCCACCACCAAUGGUCCGCCCGCCCCCCCUCAGCCAGCCGCCCCCACCAACGGGCCGCUCCACACCAAGAAACGCAAGCAAGAUGAAGCGGAAGUCAAAGAGGAAACAGUCGAAGAGGACGGGCUUUACUACGGCGAGUUGGAUCAUGAGAACAUGGAAUAUAAUGAGGACGAGGAAUCAGGCAAACCCGGCAGCAGUCUAGGACAACCUUCAGGUGUACGGACAUCCACGGAAAUUGUGACGCGGCACUUCAUUGACAUGGACCACGGGAUACCUCUCAAUAUUCACGCCAGGCCCCGAAUAGUCGGACGGAGACCUAAUGCUAUAGUCAACAUAGAAACGGACGUUUUCCAAGAAAAAAGCUAUAAACAGUAUUCAUCCCAGCACCUUCGAGACGCGCUGAUAGCUGUGAAGAAAGGAUAUAGUGUAUACGCUGCUUCUAACAAAUACGGGGUACCGAGGAAGACUUUAAGGAAUUGGAUGGAAAAGUAUGACAUAAAAAGUCAGUUUUCCAAAGGUAGACGCGGCGCCAGGUCCACACAGAUAUUAGAUCCGCUUGAUUUGAUGACGGAGACUCGCUCAGAAAGGUUUGACGAAGCAUUGUAAACUACAUUUUAUUUUGAUUAUUUAAACACUAUUUAUUUCACAGGUCUUUAUCCAAAAAAUGUACCAAAUAUUCAUACUGAAUUUAAUCAUAUAUUUAAAAGUAAUACCAAAGUCUCACAAUCCGAAUACUGGUAUGGUAAAUUGGUUAUGGUUUAACAAUGGUCACAAUAUAUAAAAAGACAUUUUAAAUUCAACUCACGUUUAGGUGGGCAAAGUUGCUAUUCGAAUUAUGACCGUUAAAAACAAGAUUUUCCUAAGACUAAAUUUAAUUUAUGUUUGAAUAGAACAAAGUUUAGUCUAAGUAUUAAGUCACGAGUUGCAAGAUUAAGGUUAUUUUAAAUGUAUUGCAGCGAACUUUGUUAAGGAAUAUAUAUCGAUGUAAGUACUUAAAUAAUUUUGCCAAAAAUAGAUAUAUUAUUUUAAAGUACUUAAUCUAAGUCGUACUUAUUUUAAAUGGAUAUAAAAAUUGGUAGACAUAAGUUUAUGAUGAAUGAAUACUGCUCUGUACUAUCGGUGAAGUGAGAUGAGAAAUGGGAUAGAAUCACGUAAGUUCUAUACUUUUAUCAGUCUAUCUUAGUCUUUAUUUUAUCUAUCUUUAACCCGACUGUUAUUUAAACACUAGUUUGCAUCGGAUAAAAUUAAUAUCCGGUCGAGUUAUUCUAAACAGGAAACCAGUUAUAGAAAAAAAAUAAUUUUAUCGACAUGCCUACUUAAUUUCGAAUAUUUCCAUUACGGACUACGAUAAUAAGAAAGGAAGGAAUUUAUGUAUAAAUUGUCUAAUGUGACUAUUAAUAUAAACAUAAUGAGUCAUCAAGCAGCUCUUAACAUAAAACAUGUUUUAUUUACUUCAAGGUAUUAUACCAGGCAAAGACUUCUACUAUAAUAUGUAUUUACAGGGACAAACUAUAUAACAUAAGAGCCAAAGUUAAUUAUUAUAAUGUAACCUAAGAUUCUAUAUGAAUAGAUAUAUUGAUAUAAUUCUAAGUCGAUGUAAGGUAAUUAUUAUUUCUGAAAAUAGCCAUCUAUUUUGUUUAUAGGCAUCUACUGAAUUCGAGGAGAUCUUAAUAUUUUCCAACUUUACCUUCAUGAAGUUUUUUAAUCUUACUUUUUAACGAAGUAAAUAGUAAUAAAAAAUGUUUCAUUCAAAGUAGUAUUGGUUCAUUUGUAUUAUUAGAUUAUUACCGUAUAAAUUGAAUUACUUAUAUUUAUAACAGUUUUGAAUGAUUUACGGUUAGCUCAUAUCCCGGUCUAUUUAAGUCUAAUUUUAUUUGUACAAUUUUGUAAUUAAAACUAUGUGUGUUGGCAAAAAAAAUAUUUAUGUAAAUAUCCUUAUGGCAAAGUUAAACAAAAACGGGCAAAGUUGGAGUAACUUACACUUCUAAAGUAAGAUUUCAAUACAGUACCAGUAGAUGGCGUUAAAAUCAAAGUUAAUCUUGUGCUAAGAAAUGGAUGUAUUUAUGUCUUUCUUGAAGCGCCAAAUCUUAUAUCCGUUUCACUCGAAUACGCAAGAGUGAUAGAGAGGCAUAUAACGAAGUUUUGACUAUCGUGUUUCGCGGUAGGUCCUCAGUAUAGGCUAGUGGCGCCCCCUACGCAGAGUUUUGCGUAAUAUCCCCUAAUAUUGGUACUGUCAUAGAGAAAUAAGAAGUACAUAGAGUGCUCACUCCAUACAUCAGUUUUGGUACCAAAACGCUUAUUAUUUUCGUAGUCGACAUCUAGCAUCGAGUAGCGGAACUCUCAGUACUGCUACUCUACAAUAGAUAUCGCGGCAAUCAAAAAGUCUAAUGCUCAGCGAUUUUCUGCCACGCUUACUCUGGUUAUAAUAUUAGCGGAAAAUCGUUGAGCAUUAGACUUUUUGUUUGCCGCGACAUCUAUUGUCGUGUAGCAGUACUGAGAGUACCGCUACUCGAAGCUAGAUGUCGACUGCGAAAAUAAUAGUAUUUUUGGUAACAAAACCGUUGUAUGGAGUGAGCAUUCUAAUCUUGGUCUUCUUAAUUCUCUUUGGUACUGUAACAGCUGUUAAAUAAAUAUAUCAAUAUUGGCGUUUCGUUGAAACAGAAAAUGUAUUAGUCACAUCGUGUACUUAAAAUAUUGGUCUAGUCUAAUCUAGGAUUAUUUAUAUUAGGACUGAACUUAUUUUCGCCAUAUUUUUAGUGGAGAACAGCUAUUUUAAUCUUAGUGGUUAUUAAUUUGUGGUUAGUUGAAUCAGUAAGUACUUACUUAAAAUUAGUUGUGAAUUUUUCAAUUAUUCCUAUAUAAUCAAUUUCAUAUUUAUUUUAAUUUCACUGCUGAGUGUAAACGUUAUUUGCGAUACAAGUGCUGAAAGUAGGAAUUUCGCAACGAGUCGUGAUAAAUUAAAAUCGACACGAGUUGGGAAUUACCUAUUCCCACGUGUAUCGUACGUUUUACAGUACAUAUGGCUCUUUAAAGUUUCGACAUAUGCACGGAAAGUGCUCAUUCCCGCACGUGUGCGGGAAAGUAGCACCAUAUGUACUGUCAAAAUAAUCAACUAAGUCAUAUUCUGGGUUCACUCCCGGACUGGUAACAUUUGUAAAAUUGAAAUUGUAUGUGGGUGUUCUGUGUUCAAAAAGGUUGAAUUAAUGACAUUCGAAUAAUAUACUUCAUUUUUGAAAACAUCGACACGAUCGAAGUGCCAAAAAUAUGUAUACACGACUGCUAUGGCCCAUAUAUUAGGGUAGUUGCAUACAUAUUUUUGGCACUUUGUCCGUAUCGAUAUUUUCAGACCUGACCGUACUUAUUCAUUUAAACUACAAAUAUAUAUAUAUAUAUAUAUCAAAUAGUAAGAUUUAUAGUAUGUAACUGAACGUUAAACAAUUACGCAAACCCGUUAACGUUUAGGUCAUUCUGAGCAACUUUACUAUGGGACCAACCACGGAAUUGCGGAAAGAAAUUGGCUGUUUCAUACAUUUUGCUGGUCUGAUGUUGAAAUAUCCUAUGGGACAGUUCAUUUUUUUCGCAAUUUCGUGGUUGGUCCCAUAGUAAAAGAUGCUCAGUAUGACCUAAAUGUUAACGGGUUUGCAUAAGUAAUUGUUUUACGUUCAGUACCCCUAGUAAUUUAUUCGACAGCGAAACGUGACGUACGCGUUUGCGUUAAGUCUCAUUUAGUAUGGGAUUUUUGGGAGAGUAAUUUUUUUUCGCAAUUCCGUGGUUGGUCCCAUAGUAAAUGUUGCUCAGAAUGACCUAAACGUUAACGGGUUUGAGUAAUUGCUUUUCGUUCAGUUACGUUCUGUAUUUAAGUAACUUACUUUCUUUAUACCCACUACAGAUAACUAAAAAUCGUUUAUUUAAAAUUUAAUGCGUACUUUCAUUCCUAUGCUUUUUAUUUGUUCUUUCUUUGAACUCCUUAGUAUUUGAUAUCACUCUGACUGACCUAACAACAUUUACUUACCCAUAGAUUCAUUGGUUUUAAUAGAUGUGUAAAGUCGAUGACCAAUUGUGACAGUCCAUUUCAAAAGGGACCUUAUGGCGGUUGGCGCUUACGUCACGUAGUACCGCAUUAGUAUUGGCGCGUCGCUAAUAACGGCGUAAUCCCGCCAUAAGGUCCCUUUUGAUAUGGACUGUCACAAUUCUUGCUUCGAAAUUGACAACUAAAUGUAUACAGCGCUGUGUAGCUCCGUGCAUUAUGCGAUAACUUUUGGGAAUAGGGACCGUGCGCGUUGGAGGGUCUGCCAUCUUGUGGCCUGAAUCGGAACCAUAAACGUGUACAUUUACACGUCACGUGUUUUCUUGUGCAUAGUAGGUUCUGCCAUCUUGUGGGCUACAUCGGAACAAUAAACAUCACAUUUACGCCUCGCGCCAAAAAUCUGACGGCUCCUGUGCUGCCUCCUACAGUUCAUGCACGCUCCCUAUAACAUUUUGGAAAAUCAAUGACUACAACACGAGACAGCGCCAUUUUGUUCAGUUGUUAAACACGGGUGACGAUUUUUUCUUAGACUACACGUCUAAUACAAUUUUUUUUUGUAUUUACCAAAUGUUAAGUUCCUAUAAAGCCAAAUAGAACAUCCAAAGGAUUAUCCAACAUAAUAUUAUUUGUUGAUUAGUUUUUAGUUUUUUAUUUGUUGUCAACUUAUAGUUUCAUUUUAUUGUAUUUUAAGGUAUUUUUAUUUACUACAUUAGUUUAUUUUAUUAAAAUAAGGAUAUGUCUAUCUAUAAAAAAAAGUAUAUGUAUGAUCAAUAAAAUACAGUGAAUUUAUACAGUUAAAUUGUGUUUAAGCAGAAAAAAAUGUGGUAUUUCUAAAAUUAUUUUACUUUCCGAGCAGCUAUAAUUAUAGCUAAAACUGAUUUUCAGCUUCAUUUCUGACUUACCUAAAACCAUUUUAUCAGUUUUAUAUUUUUACAUGUUUACAAAGCAGAAAAAGGUCCCUUGCGUAUUAAAAAUACAUCAACGUUAUUAAUAAUUCUUUUGAAACAACGCAAAAGUACGUUGUAAAUGUAAAAGGUACUUUUUUUCCCUAGGAGAGACCGUCGGCUAUCGACCGAUUACGUCAUUUAGAUUUGAUAUUUCAUCAAAAAAAUAAAAUCAAAAUUCCAGAAAUGACAUAUGCCACUUGAAGAGUUAACUUUCACCGCCACCGGCCAUAAUCGGCAACGAUUACAGUAUAAAUUGGACCUAAUUCCAUUUUAAUAAAGUUUGCUAUUGCGUGUUACAUAAAUAGUCUUGGCGGUCAAAAUGUUAAUAGCUAACUCGAAUUAUUGAGUAAAUUCAAACAGAAUUAAGAAGACCAAGAGUGCUCACUCCAUAUAUAUAACGGUUUUGUUAACAAAAAUACUAUUAUUUUCGUAAUCUACAUCUAGCGUCAAGUAGCGGAACUCUCAGUACUGCUACUCUACAAUAGAUGUCGCGGCAAACAAAAAGUUUAAUGCUCAACGAUUUUCCGCUAAUAUUAUAACCAGAGUAACCGGAACUCUAUUUUCUCCGGAACACCUACGCUUACUCUGGUUAUAAUAUUCGCUGAAAAUCGUUGAGCAUUAGACUUUUGUUUGCCGCGAUAUCUAUUGUCGAGUAGCAGUACUGAGAGUUCCGCUACUCGAUGCUAGAUGUCGACUGCGAAAAUAAUAAGCGUUUUGGUACCAAAACUGAUGCAUGGAGUGAGCACUCUUUUACUUCUUAUUUCUCUAUGUAUUAAAAAGAAAUAAAAUCUGUGGUAUCUUGCUACUUACGAAAACAGAUGUCGCUGGCAUAUUUCGUUUUUUUCCUCCUAAAAUGUAGUUCUUGCCGCACGUAAUAUCUAGAGUCAGACCAUGCUAAGUUGGCAGCAAUUUAUUUAGCCCAGACGUUGCACGUGUUAUUUAAACGUCAAACUUCUAUGAAAUUGUGACGUUCACUUAACACAUGCACCGUCUGGGCUAUCCAUAUCGUUGCCAACUUAUCUUGGUCUGACUACAAAUAUUGGUCUAAUUAUGCUUCUUUAAAAUUAAAAGUCUAUUUCAAAAAACUUUUUUUUUUACCAAAAUACUAGCGAUAUGUCCAGUGUAAUAAUAAUUCAACAUUUAAAACUAUACAUAUCGCGUCAAAUGGUAUAACAUGACAGUUCUAUCAAGUCUCUCUUAGAUAGGCUUAGUUUAAAAAUAUACACCGUGUUUUUUUUUGAUUUGCGUUAAUUUCAAGGGUGCAUUCCUGAGCUUAAAUUAAGUAACUUUCUCAAAGACACCGGUAUUCUAAUUAACUCCAUUUCGGAGAUAAUCAAUAUUUUAUUUUUAUCUUAUAAAGCCCUUACGAGUGUGUACACUUACCUUAGGGUCCGUUCACAUAUUGAUUAGUGUUUAGUACGGGUUAAUACAUUUGCUACUAAACGUAAGUACUAUCUCGGACGAUCGAUGUUCGAAAUGACAUUGACAUGUCACAAUUUUCAAUUGUUUGAUUGAGAUAAAUGUAAUGCCCGUGCAACAACAACGCUAUAUGCAUUAUUUAAUUACUUUUUAUAACAAAAAAUAUUUUAAAAAAAUAUUAAAAAUAUUUUUUUUUUGGAAAAUAACUAUGUCAUGUAGUUUCCUUAAACGUACUUAACAAUACCCCGAAGUUAACGGAAUUCAAUAAAAACACGGUGUAUAUUAAAGAAAUAUACUUUUACCGUAUGUAUUUAAAUGUUACAUUUCUAAAUAAUUAUGUGUUACACUUACGAAAAAUUUACAAAAACUUUUUAUGUGACAGUUAGGUACUCCAGAUAAAAAUGAACUGUCAGCUGGACCAUUGUUCGACGCGAAAUGUAUAGGAGAGCUCACUAGAUGGCGUUGCGCUAAGAUUUGCCAAGGUGGCGCCAUCUAGUUGUAAUUAAGUUUUUAUUAUUUAAGUACUCGUCUCUUUGAACCUUGUGUAUAAAAAUGAAAUGUUUGACUAAAACGUAUUUGUAUGGACUUAAUUAUUUAUAAACGUAUUUAUUGAUAGGAAAUAUCGAAUUAUCGCCAUUUUAGGGUAAGGGGUGGUUGUAAUCGGGGUAAUAAAAUGUUUUUGUCGUCUA